AUGGCGGAUUUGGUUAGUGUGGUGGCGGGGUUCCUGUCAUGGUGUCUGCUCGCCAUGGAGGCUGCGGGGUUGGGUCUGGCCAUGCAGCGAGGGAAGAUGAAGGUAGCGAAGGGGGUCGCUCCCUUCGUCCUCCUCCACAUGAUGAGCGCAGCGAUGCCAGUUAGCACUGACAGCAAGAUGUGCUCUGCAACCAACGUUCUGAUCUCCACGCUGAUCAGCCUGAUAGUGCUUUACCUCCCAAUCGGCCUCCUCGAAUGGGGCAUAAAUGAUGAAGAGAAGCAGAUCGCCUGGUCAGAGAAGCUGAUUGAAAAUCUAAAGGAAGAAUCCCUCGAAACUGGGGAGAUAAUGAAAUCCGAGGAGGAAAGUCAGGUGGAGCAGGACGAUGACGGCGAUGAUAGUUCGACCAAGAUAGACAAGAACGAUAUCGAGGAGAUUGAAAGCUUGUACCUCAAGUCUGCAGAACUUCGCAGGGGCAUCGUAACCAAAGUGAACGACGCAAUGCGCUUAAUCCUCGUCGUCGUAACUUUCUACGUACUGGCAGCCAUCGCUCUCGGGUGGUGGAGUCACUGCACAGCCCAAGGAAGCUGGGGCAUGCAGAAAUGGCCAAUAGCUGAACCAAGAUUGCCUCCCUUCCUGAGCUCGUCGGCAGACAGCUGGCAGAGCAUACUUGUUAGGUUCGGAUUUGUGAUGUUCUUCGGGUGGCUGGUGACAGUCUCGACCUAUCUGAUCAGCGGGCAUUUCGAACCAAACUCUGGUCAACGUGUCAACUGGAUCCCUUGUAUCUUCUUCAUCCUGUUUGGAGCACCUACGAUGCUCAUCGUGUGGAUUUUCUGGGGUUCCGAGGUGUUUUUCUUGUGGUGCAGAGUCAUUGCCUUCUCCAUCGUCCCCUUUGCCGUUGAGGACAGGAUAACCAGCUGGAUACUUGCGCUCCCGAAGAUAAGGCUGCGCCCACGGGUGACCAUCUUUCUGUGCGAGAAAGAUGCGAGUAGAUGGCAGAGGAGCAUGUGGAAAAUGGUCAUCAACAGAAAGCACCGCGGCGGAUCGCAUUGCAGGGAUGAGCAUCAGCUGCCCGAGGCUCCUGUACGUAUGUCAGUCGAAGCGUUGGACGAGGUGUUGGAGUCGAGGACGCAACAAUCGAAAGUCUCGUCGUGA
Molecule: messenger RNA, 1152 nt
Organism: Guillardia theta CCMP2712
Lineage: Eukaryota; Cryptophyceae; Pyrenomonadales; Geminigeraceae
Exons: 8
Coding region: 1-1152 (383 amino acids)
Source: RefSeq, a predicted model, not a curated record